Molecule: messenger RNA, 1167 nt
Organism: Sporisorium graminicola
Lineage: Eukaryota; Fungi; Basidiomycota; Ustilaginomycetes; Ustilaginales; Ustilaginaceae
Exons: 1
Coding region: 1-1167 (388 amino acids)
Biological process (GO): cytochrome c-heme linkage
Cellular component (GO): mitochondrion
Molecular function (GO): holocytochrome-c synthase activity
Source: RefSeq, a predicted model, not a curated record
AUGAAUCCCGCCGAGCUUGUUCGUGCUAUCCGCGCUCAGGCUGCCUCGGAAAAUAAGCCUUAUGCCGACAAUCAGCAGGCGGUGGCUGCGCUCAUGGCCUACAAGCUCUCGCAACAUCGCGAUGAGAUUCUCCGUUCUGUGAGCGCCGGACCAUCCUCCGCUGCGGUUGCUGCUUCUCCCUCCUCUACGCCGCCUCCAGCCUGCCCAAUGCAUGUUAGUGGCAGUAGCGCAUCAUCAGCGCCACCUAAGCCUUCACCGCCGCCUAAGAUGGUGGCAUCAUCCGGAGGACAAUGUCCCAUCCCUCAUGAGGACCGCGACAAGUAUCUCGCCUCCAAAUCAGCACAGCCUUCCUCAUCAUCCGGCGCUGGCUCGAUGGCGAACUCAUCGUCUGCAUCCUCCUCAUCCACGCCUUGGUCCGCGACACUCAACCCGCUCAAUAUGAUGCCCAACCUCGGUCAGAGUCAGACACCAGAGCAAAAGGCCGAGCUUUCUACCGAGCGAGUCGUCUCUUCCAUUCCACGUUCGCGCUCUUCUGCUGCCCCCGGUGCAUCUCCCUACGAUGCUCCCUCCGCGUGCCCCGUCAAGCACGACAGCAGCCAGCCUUCCGAAGAACAAUCCGAAAAGUGGGAAUAUCCGUCACCGCAGCAGUUCUACAACGCUCUCGUCCGCAAAGGCUGGGAGACGCCGGAAGAGCACGUCGAGACCAUGGUGCUUGUGCACAACUUUCUCAACGAACAGGCCUGGCUCGAAGUGCUCGAGUGGGAGAAGCUCGCUGGUGCCGACUCGACGCGCGCCGAACUCGCACGCUUCCAGGGCAAGCCGGGCACGCUUACGCCCAAGGCACGUCUGUUCGGUUGGCUGGGUCAGAUCAUGCCCAACACAUUCAAUAACGAACCCCCCUUCGACCGCCACGACUGGAUCGUCAGGAGACCCGACCAGCAAGGAAAGGAGGUGAGGUACGUCAUCGACUACUACAGCGUGCCCGACGACCCGGACAAGGACGAACCGGAAUUUGUGCUCGAUGUGAGACCCGCCCUGGACUCGAUAGAGAGUUUGAGUGUUAGGCUGCAGAAAGGGUUCCAGGAGUGGAUGCAGGGUCAGGGCUUCUUUACUGCUUUCGCUGCCGAGAACCAACCGAAACCGGCCGCAACGACGUCUUCUGCUUAG